GGGCGCGCGCGCUCGGCUGGGGCGCGCCAGCCAUGGAGCCGGCGCAGCCCCAGAGGCCGCACUGCGAGGCGCAGCAGCUGCUCGAGGGCGGCUGCGGCGGCGCGGCGCCCAGCUGGAGCAGCGGCCCCGAGGCCUCGACCGCCGCAGCCGCGAGGGCGCCCAGUGGCUUCGCUGUGCCCCGGCCUGCACCGUGGCGCUGCGCCCGCGGCGGGAACCUGAGGUGCGGCCUCUGCGGGCGGAGCCGGUGACCUCGGCGGGAUCGCGCCAGGAGGGCGCGAAGCUCGUAGAGACGGCCAAGGGCGGCGGGAUGCUGGAAGCGAAGGACGACGUCGAGAUCCUGGAGGAUUUCGAUUUCUCGGGCCCCAUCGUGAUCGUCGAUCCGUCCGAGGUAGACCAGGAGAUCAUGGGCUUCGGUGGUGCGUUCACGGAGGUGGCCGCGGUCAUUUUCGACAAUCUCAGCCCAGAGCGCUAGGAGGAGCUGCUCGACAGGUACUUCGUCGAGGGCAGCAUCGGCUACAGCAGCGGCCGGGUGCACAUCAACAGCUGCGACUUCUCGGAAGACAGCUACAGCUUCGACGACGAGGAGGACGAUUGGGACCUUGUGCACUUCGACGACGGCGUGGAGCACGACACGAAGUCGCUGAUCCCGCUCAUCAAGCGCGCGGCACAGAAGGUGGACGCCCAAGGCCGAGAGCUUCGGCCGCUGGCGUCGCCCUGGAGCCCCCCGGCCUGGAUGAAGACCAACGGCCAGAUGGGCACGUCGGACUUCCAAACGGGCUGAUGGGAGAGUGCUCCGCCGUCUGGGCCAAGUACAUAUCCAGGUGGAUCUCCGCAUACAAGAGCCACCAGAUCAACCUCAGGUGGCUGACGGUGCAGAACGAGCCGAUGAACGCCCCUGGCUGGGAGGGCUGUGCCUUUUGCCCGAGGACGAGGCGCCGAAUUCUAAGCUGGCCCCGCCACCACCACACCUUCUUCCCUCCGCCCGUCGCCCCGCCCCCCCCUCCUGCGAUCGGCCUGGCCGGCCGUGGUAACGCUUUUUUUAAUUCGCAAUGCAGCGUACAUAGCAGCUAAUGACCUCCAACCAGAGAGAGCUAGUCACGUGUACUUCGUAGACGAAUGAGCCAGUAUUGCACAUUGAGGCCGGAACGACAACCACAGAACAAUAAUGAGCAUGUAUCGUC
Molecule: messenger RNA, 1181 nt
Organism: Prorocentrum cordatum
Lineage: Eukaryota; Dinophyceae; Prorocentrales; Prorocentraceae
Source: the annotation of a GenBank genome assembly